Messenger RNA from Suncus etruscus (white-toothed pygmy shrew), 5402 nucleotides. RefSeq names its product TNF receptor associated factor 3 (gene TRAF3). The record is from RefSeq and is a predicted model, not a curated record. Gene Ontology annotation, biological process: regulation of canonical NF-kappaB signal transduction; Toll signaling pathway; tumor necrosis factor-mediated signaling pathway. Gene Ontology annotation, molecular function: tumor necrosis factor receptor binding; zinc ion binding. Lineage: Eukaryota; Metazoa; Chordata; Mammalia; Eulipotyphla; Soricidae. The transcript has 12 exons. Gene Ontology annotation, cellular component: plasma membrane signaling receptor complex. The coding region runs from base 774 to 2474 and encodes 566 amino acids.
CACAUCAUGAUCUCAGCAUGGCGCGAUGCUGCUUCCCGCAGAGCACAGUGCCUGAAGGUGCUUCUUGUCCACGCGUCUCUGCAGGGGGCUCCUGGCUCCUCCCUGCAGCUCCUCCCCUGCGCUGUGCCUCCUGCAAGGGGCCUGGCUAGGGAUGCGAUGCGUCUCCCUGCCCAUGAGCCUAUCUCCCCCUUCCCAGCUUGCCCAGCGAUCCCGUAUCCUUUAGGACGUGGGGGUCCCCCUUCUCUCUCAAGUAGCUACAUCUUUUAUUUUAGGGUCCUUACACAGCCCUCCUGAUGAAAAGGCAGCUCGUGUUUCCAGAGUCUCAAUAAACCCGGGCUGGCAGCCUCUGGAAACACUGCAAUGCAGCGUGGGCCCAAGCUUGUGCAUGUGGCAACAGGCAGUGGGAAGGUCUCGGGCUCCCCUUCCCGGCCAUACGCACACCAGGACUUGUGGUGUGCGGGGGAGCAAUGGACCGGGGCCUCCUCGCUGUAACCUGCAGGCGGUGGCGUCAUGGUUGUGGCCCGGCAGCCGGGGAGCAGCGCUGCGGGCCUCCAGCGAAGGGGAAUGAUGGAAGAUGCUUCGCAGCCUGGCCACAGUAAUUGCCUUUUCUUCUCUGCUCCACUGCUGGGUCAGGGAAGGGACUCUGGCCUGCCUGCCAUCUGAAGCUGAAGGCGACUCAGCGCUGCUGCCUCCGCUGCCGCUUCUUGCUCCCUGACAAGCUUGGACAGACCUUCUGACUGUGAAACACAGCCUGCACUCCCACUGCACCCACCAUGGAGGCCAGUAAGAAGGUGGAUUCGACCAGCCCGCUACAGACCAACCCACCACUGAAGCUGCCGCCCAGCGCUGGGGUGGCUGUGCUGGUCCCUGAGCUGGGUGGCUACAAGGAGAGGUUUGUGAAGGCUGUGGAGGACAAAUACAAGUGCGAGAAGUGCCGCCUGGUGCUCUGCGACCCCAAGCAGACCGAGUGUGGGCACCGCUUCUGCGACAGCUGCAUGGCUGCUCUGCUCAGUGCCGCCAGUCCGAAGUGCACCGCGUGCCAGGAAGGCAUCGUCAAAGACAAGGUGUUCAAGGACAAUUGCUGCCGGAGGGAGAUCCUGGCCCUUCACAUCCACUGCCGGAACGAGGCCCGUGGCUGUGUGGAACAGUUAACAUUGGGACAGCUGCUGGUGCACCUGAAGAAUGACUGUCAGUUUGAGGAGCUGGCAUGCGUGCGUGCCGACUGCAAGGAGAAGGUGCUGCGGAAAGACCUGCGGGACCACGUGGGCCGCACCUGCGAGUACCGCGAGGCCACAUGCACUCACUGCAAAAGCCAGGUUCCCCGCAUCAAGCUGCAGAAGCAUGAAGACACCGAGUGCCCCUGCGUGGUGGUGUCCUGUCCACAUAAGUGCAGUGUGCAAGCCCUGCUUCGGAGCGAGUUGAGUGCGCACUUGUCAGAGUGUGUCAAUGCCCCGAGCACCUGUAGUUUUAAGCGCUAUGGCUGCCUUUUCCAGGGAACUAACCAGCAGAUCAAGGCCCACGAGGCCAGCUCGGCUGUGCAGCAUGUCAACCUGCUCAAGGAGUGGAGCAGCUCUCUGGAGAAAAAGGUGUCCCUGCUGCAGAACGAGAGUGUGGAGAAGAACAAGAGCAUCCAGAGUCUGCACAAUCAGAUCUGCAGCUUCGAGAUCGAGAUUGAGAGACAAAAGGAGAUGCUUCGAAAUAAUGAGUCCAAGAUUUUGCAUCUCCAGCGAGUGAUCGACAGCCAGGCCGAGAAGCUGAAAGAGCUGGACAAAGAGAUCCGGCCCUUCCGGCAGAGCUGGGAGGAGGCAGACAGCAUGAAGAGCAGCGUGGAGUCUCUUCAGAAUCGAGUCACUGAGCUCGAGAGCGUGGACAAGAGCGCAGGCCAGGCAGCCAGGAACACAGGCCUGCUAGAGUCCCAGCUGAGCCGGCACGACCAGAUGCUGAGUGUCCACGACAUCCGCCUGGCCGACAUGGACCUGCGCUUCCAGGUGCUGGAGACCGCCAGCUACAACGGCGUGCUCAUCUGGAAGAUUCGGGACUACAAGCGGCGGAAGCAGGAGGCCGUGAUGGGCAAGACGCUGUCAUUGUACAGCCAGCCCUUCUACACUGGCUACUUCGGGUACAAGAUGUGCGCCAGGGUCUACCUCAACGGGGACGGCAUGGGCAAGGGCACGCACCUGUCGCUCUUCUUUGUCAUCAUGCGCGGGGAGUAUGAUGCCCUCCUGCCCUGGCCCUUCAAGCAGAAGGUAACACUCAUGCUGAUGGACCAGGGCUCCUCACGGCGGCACUUAGGCGAUGCCUUCAAGCCAGACCCCAACAGCAGCAGCUUCAAGAAGCCCACCGGGGAAAUGAACAUCGCCUCUGGCUGCCCCGUCUUCGUGGCCCAGACUGUCCUCGAAAACGGGACGUACAUCAAAGAUGACACCAUCUUCAUCAAGGUCAUAGUGGAUACUUCGGACCUGCCCGACCCCUGACCCACGCCCCCCGGGGAGGUAGAUGGAGCAGAAGGCUACUCCUCUGGGGGGGUUUGAACGGGCGUCUCCACCCAGGUCUUGCGCGCGGAAACGGGCCUUGUGGAGUGGCAGAAGCAGUGGAGGUGGCCGGGGCAGCGGGAGGAGCCCACGGAGGAGGCGGCCGCACGUUCCCACAGACUCGCAGCACCUCACUCAGAAGACUGACCGCAGGCCAGAUCCGCACCGUCAGAGGCUUCCAUUUCCAUUGUUCACGCUCUAGUUAAUCGAGGUUGGAAAACAUUUAUGCUAAACUCAAGAACCUGAUUGAUCUUCCUUAAACUUGACCACCAAAAAGAACAUGUGCGCUCACGCACUCGCACAUACACACGCACAUACACCCCGGGGUAGCUGGACAUGUCAGCAUGUUACAUACAAGAAGUUAUGAAAUAAUAAUGCAAUUCUGGUAUAUUCCUUCUAAACUUCAAGAGUGCAAUCUUGUUUCAAAUAUAGUCUAUUGUCUAUUUUUAAGGCCUCAUCUCGGUCUCUCUGUUUUCAAUGAUUUGUUUGUCAGAAGACCCCCGAGGCCGCCCUCGGUCUUUCUGGAAAGUCUAAAUUCAGAAUCAUGUUUAAUUUAAAGCUCCACAGAUGACGUUCCUGCAGACACUGUACUUUGCACCGGGAUAGACUGAAGGGGGAGGAAGCUGUCCGCUGGCCAUGCUGGGCAAGGCCGCCGAGUGUUAUUUCUCGUUAGAAAUGUCCCUGGGCCGAGACCUUCAGUGACGCUACUUCAAACUACCAUGGAAGGAGGUUCGCUCUGGAUGCUGUGCAUCAUUUUCAGAUCUAUAAUUGUGUUCACCCUAAAAUAGGGCAUUCGUUGAACUCUGGAGUUCUCCACAAAAACGCUGUCGGUCUUGAAGUCCUGCCCCGUGUGUCCCGACGAGCUGUCCCGGCCGGCGGGCGGAGCCAUGGCAUGGGUCCAUGUGCCUUAGACGGGGCGUGCUGCUCUGGCCGCAGCACGCCGGGAAGUGCUCGCUUGACCCGCCGUGUCCGACCGCCAGCUCUGUCUCCCCAAGGGCCCCGCUCUGGAGAGUGGGGUCCCUUCCCCGCCCCACCUCCCCGCUUCCGGAGCUUCCUGGCCACCCAGUCCCCAAGGCAGGUGCGGUGGCAGCGACACCGCCACACGCCACACCCACAAGCGCCAAGUCGAGCCCUCUGAACCCUCAGGAGGCCGCCGCGCAGUGUCCGCCCAGCGCCCGCUUCACUGUCCUACCCCUCCCAGGGUCCAACUGUGACCGGAGCUGGAGCCCAGGCCUCGCUCUGCGCUGUGCUAGGUGCUCUUUCCAUGGGUGCUAUGUGACGGUGCUUCCCGGGCCACUCCCCACACUGCCCGCCCGCCUCUGGGCUCCCGGGCUGAGCGGGGACAGCGGGCUGGUGCCCUGUGUGUCCUGGUGCUGCCCUGGGAGUGCCUUCACCCCAGUGCCUGCUGGAAACGCCCGCCGUCCAGGCUUCCCCGAGGGCCCCGGGGCCUCCUACGCCCCCCCACGCUCACGUGCCCCCCUUGUCUCUGUCCCCAGAGCUGUGGGGUGACAGGCCAGCACACACUCGGCUCUGCACAGCCAGGACCCUUCGGCUGCACCCCCAAAAAGGCAGGCACUGGAGGAGCCCAGCCUGGGUCCAUGGGACUAGGCUUCAGGGGCUGCACUGCCUGUGGCUCUGCCCAGCCCUGAGGGGCACCUCCUGUGCUAGUGGGGCGCCUGGGAUCCCUGGUGCCCACUAUUGGUGCUCUCCCACCCACCAGCCCACUUUUGGUGGCACCCCCAGGCAGAGCUCCCCCGAGAAGAGGGAAAUGCCCCCCAUGGCUGAAGGGCCCCACCCUGCCAUAUCCUCCAGAGAGAAGGGGGCACUGGUGGGCUCAACUGGUGGUCUUUGGGUGAUCAGAACCAGCUUUCUGGAUCUAUUUUGGGGAGCUCCACCGGGCUCAGAGGAGACAGUGUGUCAGCAUGUGGCCAGCAGAGCACCGCCACAGCCCUACGCACACACCUGCUGUGCCCUCCUCCCCUCCACCCUGCAACUCCCAGGCAAGGCCCCAGAAGUGGGGCACCCAAGCCCCCACCUGCACCCACCGCACCUGAAGCCCCUGCAGCUGGGCAGGGGCCAGAGCAGCGGGGUCCUAGCUCAUUGGCCGCCAAGCUGAGGGUGCAAGAGAAGCAGUCCCACCCCACUUCGGCCCCCCAGCUGGUGGCCUUGCUGCAGCCACGCCGACACCUGCUCCUGCACCUGCCCUCUGGUUGGUCCCCAGCUCCAGGGCCGAUGCCUGGUGCUCAGGAGCUGGAGUGCAGCCCACAGUGAGCUUGAGGUGCCCACUGCAGGGCCAGUGUGCGAGGAGGGGCCACACCCUCAGCUGCUCCCUCCCUUCGGCAGGUUCCAAGGUUCCUGGUUAGUCCAAAGGGGAGCUUUUCGGCAGAGGAGUGAGUGUGAGGGUGCAGCCAGCACCCCCACCACCACCCCCUGUGCUUCCUCCUCAGCCCUUCCACACCUGCAAGCCCCAGCCGGUUCUCGAUCCCGGCAUCAGUGAGAGGAAGCGUGUGGGUCCCCUGGGCCAGCUGUCCACAUUUCUAGAACCACGUCUUCUCUCCGCUCAGUGUCACCCUAACAGACCAAAGACUGAGUCUGCUGGGCCAGCCGCCAAGACUGGCCAGGAGUGGUGGCCAGAGACCUCCCUCUGCUCCCCAGAACCCUGACCUUGCACCCUUUCUCGGCGGGGCCCCACGGGGCUUCCUCAUAGCAUUAUGAUGUUGUACUUUUGUUCACUGUGUGGUUUCAUUUGGUAUUUAUUUGCGUCCAAGGUCUUGAAAUGUCUGUGUGUCUCUGCUAUUAACUGAAGUUUGUAAGAGUAGAAUAUUCCAGCUCAAAUGCCCGACUGUGUAGGAAAAUAAAUUUGCUAAGGAC